CGCCGCAUAUUCAGGGGGCCGGGCCCGCUGUGUCCCAGAGCCGCCAGCGCCGCGCGGAGCCUCAGCCGUCGGUGCGGCGUGGACCCGGCCCUUUCCUCCUCCGCCCGCCGCCGCCAUGGCCGCCGCGGCCGCCCCCCGCAGCCUCCUCGUCCUGCUCCAGGUGCUCGGGCUCGCCCUAGCGCAGAUGAGAGGUCCGCCAGGAGAGCGAGGCCCCCCGGGUCCCCCGGGGCCGCCGGGAAUGCCAGGAUCCGACGGCAUCGAUGGUGACAAGGGGCCCCCUGGGAAAGCUGGCCCUCCGGGACCUAAGGGAGAGCCUGGCAAAGCGGGGCCCGACGGGCCGGAUGGGAAGCCGGGGAUUGACGGUCUCACUGGAGCCAAGGGGGAACCUGGCCCUGUUGGCAUCCCUGGAGUCAAGGGCCAGCCCGGGCUCCCAGGUCCGCCUGGCCUGCCGGGCCCUGGCUUCGCUGGACCUCCUGGGCCACCUGGACCUGUCGGCCUCCCUGGUGAGAUUGGAAUCACCGGCCCCAAGGGGGAUUCUGGACCAGAGGGACCAUCAGGGCCCCCGGGACCCCCUGGGAAACCGGGCCGCCCCGGAACCAUCCAGGGCCUGGAGGGCAGCGCGGAUUUCCUGUGUCCAACCAACUGUCCAGCGGGUGUGAAAGGCCCCCAGGGGCUGCAGGGAGUGAAGGGGCAUCCUGGGAAACGCGGGGUUCUGGGAGAUCCCGGCCGCCUUGGGAAGCCGGGCCCCAAAGGAGAUGUAGGUGCUUCCGGAGAGCAAGGCAUCCCUGGACCACCGGGUCCCCAGGGUGCCAGGGGCUACCCAGGCAUGGCGGGGCCCAAAGGAGAGACGGGUCCUCGUGGGUACAAAGGCAUGGUGGGCUCUGUUGGCACCGCUGGGUCUCCGGGUGAGGAAGGUCCUCGAGGGCCACCAGGCCGAGCUGGCGAGAAAGGCGACGUGGGAAGCCAAGGUGUUCGAGGACCCCAGGGAAUAACAGGCCCAAAGGGAGCAGCUGGUCCCCCAGGCAUCGACGGCAAGGACGGGACCCCAGGCACACCUGGCAUGAAGGGCAGUGCAGGACUGGCGGGGCGGCCAGGAAACCCAGGCCACCAGGGCCCAGCGGGUGUGCCAGGCCAGCCCGGGACCAAAGGAGGCCCAGGAGACAAGGGUGAGCCAGGCCAGCAGGGCCUCCCUGGAGUCUCUGGUCCCCCUGGGAAGGAGGGAGAGCCCGGGCCUCGAGGAGAAAUCGGUCCCCAGGGCAUCAUGGGGCAGAAGGGUGACCAGGGUGAGAGGGGGCCCGUGGGGCAGCCAGGCCCUCAAGGACGGCCGGGCCCCAAGGGGGAGCAGGGGCCUCCGGGAAUUCCAGGACCACAAGGCCUGCCCGGCAUCAAGGGAGACAAGGGCUCCCCAGGGAAGACCGGGCCCCGCGGCGGAGUGGGCGACCCGGGAGUGGCCGGCCUCCCGGGCGAGAAAGGCGAGAAGGGCGAGUCUGGCGAGCCGGGGCCCAAGGGACAGCAAGGCGUCCGCGGAGAACCCGGCUACCGCGGCCCCAGCGGGGAUGCGGGCGCCCCCGGGGUGCAAGGCUACCCCGGCCUCCCCGGCCCCCGAGGACUGGCUGGAAACCGCGGCGUGCCCGGGCUGCCCGGGAGGCAGGGCGUGGCGGGCCGAGAUGCCAGCGACCAGCACAUCGUGGACGUGGUGCUGAAGAUGCUGCAAGAGCAACUGGCAGAGGUGGCUGUGAGUGCCAAGAGGGAAGCCCUGGGUGCAACCGGCAUGAUGGGUCUCCCAGGACCCCCUGGGCCUCCUGGUUACCCAGGCAAACAGGGACCUCAUGGGCAUCCUGGCCCUCGGGGCGUUCCUGGCAUCGUGGGAGCCGUGGGUCAGAUUGGCAACACAGGGCCCAAGGGAAAACGAGGAGAGAAGGGUGACCGGGGGGACAUGGGACGUGGGCACCCCGGGAUGCCUGGGCCCCCAGGGAUCCCAGGACUCCCUGGCCGGCCUGGCCAGGCAAUCAAUGGCAAAGAUGGAGACCGAGGGUCCCCAGGAGCCCCGGGAGAGGCAGGCCGGCCUGGCCUGCCAGGCCCUGUGGGGCUGCCAGGUUUCUGUGAGCCUGCAGCCUGCCUUGGAGCCUCAGCCUACGCCUCUGCACGCCUCACAGAGCCUGGAUCCAUCAAGGGCCCGUGAGCAGCAGGCCAGGACAGAGCCCAGCAGGCAUCCCGGGGACAAGGAAUAGGUCCCCUCUGGAUAGACAUGCAACCCAUCCCUCAGCCCCGGAAACGAGCCUUCCUAGGACCUCUCUCUGGGACCAGGAAGGAGUCUUGAGGAAAAGAAAAUUCUAAAACAUGAGGGAAGGGGAGGGCAUUGGAGUGAAAAGGUGAGGCCAAAGGACAGGGCAAGUGUCCCUGGAGAGUCCAAGCUCCACAGAGGAUGGGGUGGCUUCCCUUCCUGGAGCAUAAUUCAGAUGUUACCAAAACAAGCAUCUCCUUA
Myotis daubentonii (Daubenton's bat) is the source of this 2485-nucleotide messenger RNA. It is a transcript of the gene COL9A2, whose product is annotated as collagen type IX alpha 2 chain. The record is from RefSeq and is a predicted model, not a curated record. Gene Ontology annotation, biological process: extracellular matrix organization. Gene Ontology annotation, molecular function: extracellular matrix structural constituent conferring tensile strength. Lineage: Eukaryota; Metazoa; Chordata; Mammalia; Chiroptera; Vespertilionidae. Gene Ontology annotation, cellular component: collagen type IX trimer.